Messenger RNA from Vigna unguiculata (cowpea), 551 nucleotides. RefSeq lists its product as uncharacterized. Lineage: Eukaryota; Viridiplantae; Streptophyta; Magnoliopsida; Fabales; Fabaceae. The record is from RefSeq and is a predicted model, not a curated record.
UUGUCAUUUAUGUAUUUGAUCGUGAUUCUGAUAGUCUCCUGAAUUUGGUUUAUUUCGGUAGCUCUUUUGUGAAUCGAUUCUUCUUGAACGCAUUCAAAAGUGUGGUGGCGAUGACUUGUGCGAGGGGUAAUGUUCCUGAGACUGUGAUUGCCUUCAUUGUCGAUCGAUAUCUAUCUCGCAACCAAUUCUCCCAAACGCAGGCCACCUUUCGCAACGAAGCUUCGAUACUCCUCGCCGAUUCACCAGCAAACGAGAAUUUGUUGACUUUGGAGGGGAUAGUGGAUCAGUAUAUAUAUAUGAAGAAACAGAACAAUCUGCUGGAUAAAGAGAAUGUCAUGUUGAUGCAAGAGAAACACAGAAUCCAAAUGUUGUUGCAAGAUUUGCAGAAUGUUGUUGACAGUUUCAAUGCAAGAUCAUCACCCUUGUCCAAUGCCGCAGCCAUGAUUCAAAAUUCUGCGGUUCUGCCUCCAAUGCAAAAUUCUAAUAGAUAUCAUCCAGGAAUUCUAAUGCAAAAUUCUAAAAGAAAUAUUCCAGGUAAUCCCUUUUUCUAG